GCCCCCGGCCCGCCGGCGCAGCAGGCCGCCCCCGCCACACCCGCGCACCACGGCCCCGGCGCCUCGGAGCACCCGGUGCAGCGGUCCAUCUCCAUGCCGGCGCCCUCGCACGCGGCGAGGGACCCCCCCGCGGCGCGCGCCCCCGCCGUCAGCCUGGGCGACGCCGGCCCUUCGCGGCCGCGGCCGGCGUACGGCCGCUCCAUGUCCAGGACCGAGGUCGUCAAGAAGUACAUCAAGCGCGAGACGGCGGUGUUCUUCGGCGUGGAGGAGUCGUGCGCGCGCGAGCAGCAGGAGCGCUGGCUCAACAGGCGGCGGCGGCUGGCGGCUCGCACCUACGGGGCCCUGCGCGACGACCAGCAGCCGCCGCGCACUCCUUCCACCCCGCGCACCCCCACAAGUGCCUAUGCGACGCAACAGACCCGGGACCCGUGCCGGCCCGACGUGCUUCCCCCGGGCCGCGCCCCCGGCCCAUCCGCCGAGCUGCCCGCCCCCCGCUGGAGCGAGCCGCCCGUCCGGCGGAAAGAGUCUGUGGCGCAGAUGACCUUCGGCGGGCUCGCCCUCGUCGUCACGACCCUGACGAGGCACAGGCCGAGGCCUCAGCCCCGCAGCAACGAGCGGGCCCGCAGCUUCGCACUGUCCGACGUGCCGGAGUCGGCUUCUGGCGACGAGGACACCCCGAUGACUCUCGGGGAGGAUGAGGUGUUCUUCGACAAGCCCCUCCCGCAGGCGGCAGUGGCGGCGGCUGCGGCGCAGGCGGCAGAAGGCGACGUGGCGGGGCCAUCGAGGGUGGUCCAGGCCGAGGGAGGCUUCGUGGCAAGCAGGGACCAACUGGACCACGUGCAGCUUGAUGCGCAGUACUACACCCGGGAGAGGGCGCCAAGCUGGCGACGCACACCAGAGAGAAUGGAAACAGCCAGCGAGUCAGGUCCAGAAGUUGGCUGCUCUCGAAUAUGGACCCGCGUUCUAGACAGGGUGUUCGACAACUCGGAUCGUCGCACGUACGGGAUGGGUGUCAUGGGAAAGUUUUUUGGGCGCUCCAUCAAGAAGCGGGUGGCGGCGCGCCAGGACAUCAAGGAGCAGCUGGAGGACAUGGAGGACUACCGGCCCUUCUUCACGUACUGGGUGACGACGGUGCAGGUCCUCAUCCUCAUCAUAUCGCUGGUGUGCUACGGCCUGGGGCCAGUGGGCUUCAACCUGAACCACCGCUCGGGCCAGGUGCUCGUCACCAGCCUGUCCCUGCAGCAGGUGGACUACCAGGAGCCCGCCAACUUCUGGAUUGGGCCCAGGGCGGCCGACUUGAUACACCUAGGGGCAAAAUUUGCCCCUUGCAUGCGCAAGGACGUCAAGAUCAUCAAGGAGAUCGAGAAGGGCAGAGAAAAGGAGCGGGAGACGGCAUGCUGCAUCCGGAACGACGAUUCGGGCUGUGUGCAGUCCUCCCAGGCCGAUUGUUCAAAGACCAUAUCCACAUGGAAGAAGUGGUCACCUGGGGAAGCUGGGCCUGGGGGGAGAAUCUCUGGAUCCGUGUGCGGACUUGACCCCAAGUUCUGCGAGGCACCUGCGUCGGUGGCGCCCUACGAGUGGCCCGACGACAUCACCAAGUGGCCCAUCUGCCGCAAGACCAACUCCCGGACGCAGCAGCGGACGCCCUACAAGGACAAGAUCGCCGAGCACAUGGUGUGCGAGGUGAUCGGGCACCCGUGCUGCAUCGGCAUCCACGGCAUGUGCCGCAUCACCACCAAGGAGUACUGCGACUUCGUGCGGGGCUACUUCCACGAAGAGGCCUCGCUCUGCUCCCAGGUGUCCUGCCUGGAUGAUGUGUGCGGGAUGAUUCCUUUCUAUUCUCCUGAAAUACCCGACCAGUUCUACAGACUGUGGACAUCGCUGUUCCUGCACGCAGGGAUAUUCCAGCUCGCCAUCACCCUGAUGAUCCAGUACUUCCUGAUGAGGGACCUGGAGAAGCUCACUGGUUCCCUCAGGAUAAUGAUCAUCUACAUGGGCUCCGGGGUCGCAGGGAAUUUGGCCAGUGCCAUUUUCGUGCCGUACCGGGCUGACGUGGGACCGGCGGGGGCACAGUUCGGCCUGCUGGCGUGCCUCAUCGUGGAGGUGCUCAACGCCUGGAUGAUGCUCAAGCAGCCGGAGCAGGCCCUGCUCAAGCUCGUCGGCAUCACGCUGCUGCUGUUCCUGGUCGGCGUCCUGCCCUGGGUCGACAACUACUCCCACCUGUUCGGCUUCGUCUUCGGCUUCCUGCUGUCGUACGCCCUCAUGCCCUUCCUGUCGUUCGGCGAGUACGACCGCCGCAAGAAGGUGGCGCUGGUGUGGGUGUGCCUGCUGUCCGCCCUCUUCCUCUUCGCGGCGCUGGUCGUGCUCUUCUACGUCGUGCCCGUGUACGACUGCGAGGUGUGCGGCUACUUCAACUGCGUCCCGCUCACGCGCGACUUCUGCGCCAGCCAGAACAUCAACUUCAUGCGGGAGGAGCCGGUGGUAUGACGGCGGUGGCUACGGUUGGACGGAACCGUACGCAUCCCAGACUUUGUCCUCACGGCUUGUUGGAGCUUCGCGAUUGCGAGCCGCCGAGAGCUCCCGCCAGGCAAUGCCGGGGAAAGUUCUGCUCGCGACACCGAAAGAGCGUCGCCCUGGUCGUCGUUACCGGUCGCGUUCGACGUGCGUGUUCGAUCGUGUGACUUGAAACUACAAAUAUUUGAGAACAGAAAAAAAGAUGUCUCUUAUAAUUUAGAUACGGAACAGAUCAUGCUGUCUGGUCACAUUUUACAAGAAUAACCAAGCUGUAACAUUAUCAAAAACACAGUUUCCAAACAAAAAAAUUUUUAUUGCAACCCACAGAUGGUUUCCAUAGUAUAUAAUAGCCCCACAAGUAUAGAUGUGCCCUGCCAUAAUUUUUUCUCUCUUUGUAUCCACAGGUAAUUAAUUCAUUAACCCAAAAUAAAAUAAACUUUAAAUACACUGGUGAUACCGAUUUACUGGACCAUAUAAAUUAUUUGUGUUCAAAAAAGGACUGCCUAUUGUAUCUAAAAGUUGGAUUGGAUAUGUAAAAAGAUAUAACAUUAUGCAUGUAAUGAUAUCUUCAUUGUGGUUGAUUGUGAAGAUACUUGGAGUUAUGCUUGCAUCGAUAGGUGUUAAAUUACCACAUUAUUUUAUCACAGAAACAGUUACAUAUUCAUGAUAAAAAAAAUCCUUCUAAUGCUCUAUUGUGUGGUUAAUAAGGAACAGAAACAGAAAUAUUGUAAGGUCAUAGUGAAUAAAACACAUUAAUUCUGAUUAGUCACUUCAAAUAUGCUCUACUGUUUGAAUUACUUAGUACAUACUCGUCAAAAAGAAAUGUUAUAUCAGAUUAAGUUUUAUCUAGUUAGAAAAUUUGAAAUGAAACUAAUCUACAGAGUCUUGCUUGUGAAAAAUUAUAAAAAAAACUGUUCACUGCAGUUGUUAGGUGGGUAAUUCUCCAAGGCUCCAAGACACAAGUUAGGAUGUUUAAUAUUUCAAAAUUUCAAUAAAUGAAUUAAUUUUAAACUAAUAUUUUCCAUGGAAGUAUGAAAUGAAUCAACCUUGGAAAUAUUGUAAACACAGUGUGCCUGUGCACAAAAACACUUUGAAACUUAUUGUAAUCUACCAUGCGAGCUUCAAAAGAUUAAUAGAUUACUUAAGCAUCAAAUCUUGCUUUCCUAUUACAUACCAACUUAAAACUAUACAAAGAAAUUAUGAUUAAAAAUAUAUUCCAUUGAAAACAAGCAUCAGGUUUGUCUUACUCGCUGUCUGUUUUGCUCCAUUGGAGUUUUAAGAGUUAAGAGCAAAUGAACUUGGGUCAAAAAGAGUUGGUAUCUCUCAUAUAGGCAAAGAAAACAACUUGAGAUUUUUUUUUACUUUUUUUUUUUGCAUGGCAAAAAGCAGCAUCUUGAAAAGUACAGUUGCGAAUUAAGAUUCAUCUGAAGGUGAAACUGCUUAGGCAAUACCUAAUAUCAUGGCACAAUUAAUGAGAGCUCAAUAAAAUUAUGCUGCAUGAGUUUUACUGAAAGAUUGUCAAUACGAACCUGUGAUAAUUAAAUAAUAACAUGUUAACAAAAAUACUUUAAUCAAAAUAUCAUGAGAUAUUAAUGUACGAUCAUCAUUGUCAUUUGUAACAUGAUACAUAAGUUAUUCAGUGUCCUAAAAUUCACAAUACAGUUAACACGCAAAAGUAGAUGAUCGCGCAGAAACAACCAGCAGACGAUUUGCCCUCACAACUCUUCCUUAGGGAGCGGCAUCGAGGGCAUGACCUUGACCUGAGAGCAUCUUGCUCCCUCCAGUAAAACGGCCAUCCGCCAUGCUGUUUCCUGAGAGUAAAAUGGCCAUCUGCCAUGCUGUUUCCUGAGAGUAAAAUGGCCAUCUGCCAUGCUGUUUCCUGAGAGUAAAAUGGCCAUCUGCCAUACUGUUUCCUGAGAGUAAAAUGGCCAUCCGCCAUACUGUUUCCUGAGAGUAAAAUGGCCAUCCGCCAUGCUGUUUCCUGAGAGUAAAAAGAUUUAAAAGACUUAAGUAAAACAAACCUAUUAUUAAAUGAUUUCUAUAUUAUUCUAUAUUAUUCUAUAUUAUUAAAUUGAUUAUCACCGAAAUUUUCAUCGAAUAAACACAAAUUAAAUUUUAGUAUGAUAACUUUUUAAGUUAAGACACAUUUUUCUAGAACUGCCACACAAAUUAAUGUUUCGUAAGAUGCAGUAGUACUCAAUUUAUAAAUAAAAAUACAUUCAGGUUGUCAUUUUUUUUUCAAACUAUAAUAUUUAUAUCUAAUACUAUUUACUAAACUGUUAUGAUUUUGUUGUUUGUAUAGGUAGAACAAUGAAAUUAAGAAGUAUGCAGAUUUUGUGAAUAUCUGUAUACAUAUACUUUAAUGAAUUGGGAGUUAUAAAAAUAAUUAUUUUGCAUAAUGACAAGAGGUCUGAGAAUCAUUUUUCAUAGCAAUAAAUAAAUUGCAUAUGCAAUAUAACCAUGCACUGUAUAUUUCAUAAAAUACAAAGCAUUUUAUUUUUAGUUAAAAUUUUUUGAAGAAUUUAUUUACACUUAGGAAAUCAAUGAAAGAGUUUCCCCCCACCCCCCCCACCAAAAUCAAAAAUAUAUGUUAGUUUAGUAGUUUAUUAAUUAUGGCAUUGCAAUAUUUCUGUGGAUAUAGUAUGUCGUGGAUUUAUCACUUUGUGAAGGUUUGCAAGGUGCUGACUGAAUACAAAAAUAGAACUGAUUGAACAGUCAUAAGAUUGUCGUGUCUGACGAAAAGUGUGAAAUUGAAGCCAAUAAAAUGUUCUGUGGAUUUAUUGAACCAGUGUUUACAAGUGCAUUUAUGAGAAAGAAUAACGGAAACAGUAUAGUUUGAAAUGUGGCAUGAACAAAUUUAAAUAUGCUUAACUAUCAGGUGAAUGUUACUGGUUGAACUUGGAUUCAGGCAAACAUUUUACAGAGAAAUCAUCAUAUUUUUUCUGCUCCUCAAACACACAAAAAGAAGUAUUUUCUGUCAUCGUUGCUGCCAACUUUGCUUGCCAAAACAAGUGUUUCUGUAAGCCAUUCAAUCUUUGCCCUUUUUCCUUUUUACCCACAAGCCUUCAAACCUUUGCUCCUAAAAUAUCCCAGUUAUUAUAACAUAACAUGUUACUGUGUGUCCGAUUUCUAGAACAGCGUUGAAUACAGACUUGAGUGUAAAGUUUCAGAAUAUACAAAUACUUUGCAAAAAAUUGUAUUGCAAUGUGCCCUUUUUAUACUAAAUAUUAAGAAAAAAAUAAAUAAAAAAAGAACAAAUGCAAGCAAAAUUAUACACACAAGUGUCUAUAUAUUAUAUAUACUAUAUGAGGUCUAGAAAUGAAAACAACUGUACAGUUUGUGAUAAUUUUUUCAUCAUAAAACCAUCAAAAUCAUCAUACAUCAUCCAUAGUGCUUUUUUGAGCAUGUGAUAUAUAAAUAAAAAAAUCUAUAACUUCUUUUUAAUCAUUAAUCAUGUGAAAAAAAUAAAUAAAAAAGACUUUUGUACUCUUGUCUUCUGCUAGCGAUUUAAGUGGUCUGUGAAAAAAAUAUUAAGUGGAAUUGGAAGAACGAAACAAACAUAACUCUCUGGAAAAAGUUUACAGAAAGUAUAAUAAAAAUCAAGAUGUGUUACCGUAA
Bacillus rossius redtenbacheri is the source of this 6132-nucleotide messenger RNA. RefSeq names its product inactive rhomboid protein 1 (gene rho-5). The transcript has 14 exons. Lineage: Eukaryota; Metazoa; Arthropoda; Insecta; Phasmatodea; Bacillidae. Gene Ontology annotation, molecular function: serine-type endopeptidase activity. Gene Ontology annotation, cellular component: endoplasmic reticulum membrane. The coding region runs from base 94 to 2487 and encodes 797 amino acids. Gene Ontology annotation, biological process: regulation of epidermal growth factor receptor signaling pathway; regulation of protein secretion. The record is from RefSeq and is a predicted model, not a curated record.